AUGUCUUCGCCAACAUCUUCACCGCCAAGUUUACAAUCAGAUCAUGAACUAGAAGAUUCGAGAGACUCUGCAUCAACAAAAUUCACUGGAACAGUUACGCCGAAAUAUAAUGAAAUUCAAUUCAUAGAUGCACCUCAUGAAAGCGAUGGUAAAAAUAAUACUAUAACAUCACAUGGAGUAAAGGAUAUAUUGUCAGAAGGUAUAACUUAUAAUGCUGUUGAUAAUACUUUUGAUUGCAAACCAGAAAUUAUAGCGUCAAUACCUCAAUCUUUUGUACAAGAUUACAAUUCAAGAGAUUCAACUGGAUUUAGCAUUCACGAUAUUCUUGGAAUACAACAAUCAUAUAACUCAACCAAUGUUCAGGAAGAUUUAGAAGCAAGAUAUGACUACCAGAUACCAAACUAUGAAAACAUAAGCAAUAGCUCCAUCAAUAACUAUGGAUCUGGUACUGAAGAAAUAAUUUCAGAUGAUUGCAUUGACAAAAAUGACAACAUAUUUAGCUCUUCUACGCAAGUUGAUUCUCAAGUUAUCAAUAGUAAUAGAAGCUAUGUCAUUAAUGAACCAGUCCGCUAUCAUUCAAGAAGUGGUUUAGCCAGCAAUAUUAUAAAAGAUCCUGUAAGAGAAAUCAACGAAUUACACGAAUCUAGUUUUCCCAGUCAGAAUCUGUCAUGGGCUAACAAGUCUCCUAAUCAAAUUCUAAGUACUGGAUCUUCAAUAUCAGGCAACGAAAUGUCAUCUGAACCGUCAUCUUAUCAAAAAGGUUUCACUAAAAGAGCUCGGACAGCCUACACAAGUUCACAAUUGGUGGAGUUAGAGAAUGAAUUUCACCAAAACCGAUAUCUUUGUCGUCCCAGACGGAUAGAACUAGCCAACUAUUUACAACUAUCCGAGCGACAAAUCAAGAUAUGGUUCCAAAACAGACGAAUGAAAUAUAAAAAGGAUAAUAAACACAAUAAGCCGUCCUCAUCAGUAGACGAUAGUAGUCCGUCUAGUUCAAAAGAGCUUUCACCGAGUCAAGAUCAUAAAAUGAGCCACGGAAGAAGCUGUGGAGGACACGAUAGACAUAGACGUCUACUAACAGAUAGUCACGCCAGUCAUCACAAAGCAUUUGUUGCGCCCAACGAUAUUCUCUCAAAACCUCCAGAAUAUUCUACAAUUAGUGCACUCAAGUCUGUAAUAAAACCUACUCAGAAUACUAUUGAGCUUCCGUCGUACACGCCAAAUUUGUCUUAUUCAUCGUAUUAUAGUGCAGGAACAAGCAGAGCCGGUUACUCACCUUUAUCCGAAGUUUAUCGGUACUCGAACGAUGAGUCAUUGCAACCAAAUUCUAAUACCCUACCGACGCUACCGUCAGAUAGCUACGUGCCUAACGGUGUCAACUUAAAACUCAAUGAUGACAUAACACGAUACACUACGGCGUCUCCCUAUUAUAAUCCUUUGCCCACUGCAGUUAUGAUGCCUCCACCAACAACUGAUGCUUAUGGAUUCACUUCGACAAUGCCAUCUAUACCAGCCCCUACGUACGAUGAUAGCAGCGUACAUUCUAGAGCUUCAAGUUUAUCUCUCACUCAGGAUCCUUAUUAUUCCUAUUUAACCACCCCUGAUCCUGCUAAUCAACAUACUUCUACAUCAAGUAGCAAGUACUCAUCGUACAUAUCUCUCUGA
Molecule: messenger RNA, 1665 nt
Organism: Achroia grisella
Lineage: Eukaryota; Metazoa; Arthropoda; Insecta; Lepidoptera; Pyralidae
Gene: zen
Product: homeobox protein Hox-A3-like
Exons: 3
Coding region: 1-1665 (554 amino acids)
Biological process (GO): regulation of transcription by RNA polymerase II
Cellular component (GO): nucleus
Molecular function (GO): RNA polymerase II cis-regulatory region sequence-specific DNA binding; DNA-binding transcription factor activity, RNA polymerase II-specific
Source: RefSeq, a predicted model, not a curated record